Molecule: messenger RNA, 1923 nt
Organism: Ilex paraguariensis (yerba mate)
Lineage: Eukaryota; Viridiplantae; Streptophyta; Magnoliopsida; Aquifoliales; Aquifoliaceae
Source: the annotation of a GenBank genome assembly
AUGGCAAAGAAGGCUCUAGUUCUCAAAAAGACCACAAACCAUUCCGUCGCCACUCUCCGGAACAACUUCAACAGCUUGAAGACACCUUUUCCUGUGGUGGGUGCAGUUGAAUAUGCUCAGAGUGGUAAAGCAGAUAUGAGUGCUCUCCGAGCCGAAAAUGAGAGGGUGUCUCGCGAAAACCUGGCGCUUAGAGAGUCCCUUAACAAGGUAAAGUGUCAAGGAUGUCGAGUUUCAUCCUCCAAGGCAGAAGAGCACCAGCCUAGUCUACAUCGACUGCAGGUCGAAAAUGAUAAAUUAAAAGAAGAGCUCGAAAAAGUGUACAAUGUUCUUGCCAAUGCAAUGGGGAAACCUGUAACUCAAAUUCCAUCUUUUUCACCUGGCCAUGUAUCUUUACUCUCCGUGCCGGAAGAAAAAAUUUCCUUCCAAGGGACGAGAGGCUCCUCCAUUGACCUCAACAUUGCCUUGGGAAAUUCCAAGAGUCCACCAUCACCAAACCAGUUCAAUGGGAUACAAGAGAAAGACAUCUCACCCAUGAUUGAAACUGCAGUUAGUGCAGUGCCGGAAUUGCUCAAACUUUUGCAAAUCGAUUAUCCAUUUUGGUUCAAGUCCAGAAUCGAUGGGAGAUAUGUUAUUGAUAAUUGUGUUUAUGAUUGGAAAUACCCCAAAGUCAAUACCUCUAAGAACGUGCUUGCUCGGAUGGAAUCAUCCAAGGUUUCUGGUCUGGUUAGAAUGUCUGCAACACGCCUGCUUGAGAUGUUUUUGGAUUCGAUGUAUGGAAAAUUGCAUGUUCUGUCACCUCUUGUGGCACCUCGAGAAUUCUUCUUUCUUCGCUAUUGUUUGCAACUUGAUCCACAGUCGUGGGUGAUAAUGGAUGUAUCGUAUGAUUGCUUCAAAGAGUAUACAUCCCCUUAUCGUUGUUGGAGGCUUCCUUCAGGAUGCAUGAUUCAAGACCUUCACAAUGGGAAAUCCAAGGCAAGACAUGAUCAACCUUCAAAGUCAGUGCCGCUUAUGGUUACUUGGGUUGAAAAUGUUGUAGCCGACGAUGAAUCACUAAACCAUCCUCUCUAUAGCGAGUUAGUACGUAGUCAUCAAGCAUAUGGAGCCAAACGGUGGGUUGUUACUCUUCAGAGGAUGUGUGAGAGAAUUAAAUACUCAAUGGGGCCAAGAACCACACCUAGUCAUGGACCUGAAGGGGGUAGGAUGAAAAUAAUGAGGCUUUCCCAAAGGAUGGUCAAGAACUUUUGUGCAAUAUUAAGCAUGCCAGAUGAACCAGAAUUCCCUAAUCUAUCAGAAGGGAACAGUAGUGAUAUCCGAAUCUCCAUUCGCAAGAGCAAUGAAGAAGGCCAUCCUGGUAUGUUUGUUUGUGCUGCAACAUCUCUGUGGCUUCCUCAGUCACUCCAAACCCUCUUUAAUUUCUUUAACGAUGGGAGAUUACGAGCUCAGUGGGAUGUGCUGUCUAAUGGGAACCAAACUAAUGAGAUAGCACAGAUUCGAGUGGGAACUCAUCCAGGGAACUGUAUCUCUCUUAUUCAGCCUUUCAUACCAAAUGAGCAGAACAGGUUAAUUCUGCAAGAGAGUUGCAUAGACUCCUUGGGGGCCCUUGUGGUCUACGCCCCAAUCCAUUCCUCAGACAUCAACUCAGCCAUAAACAGUGAGGAAAACAAAACAAACAUACAGAUACUUCCUUCAGGUAUAUUGAUAUCCGUUGAUGGCCGCUCUGACAAUGGAACUGGAGCUUCAAGCAGUACUGCUACUACGACCAAGUCAGUUGGUUCACUUGUUACUGUGGUUUACCAACUACUGGCUUGCGAGGACUUGACUCCACAGAAGCUACAGAAGGAGCCGGUGGCGAAUUUGACCGCUCUUAUAAGAACCACCGCUCAGAAAAUACAAACAGCUUUAGGUUGCUCGGGUUCAGAUUGA